Molecule: messenger RNA, 381 nt
Organism: Cutaneotrichosporon cavernicola
Lineage: Eukaryota; Fungi; Basidiomycota; Tremellomycetes; Trichosporonales; Trichosporonaceae
Gene: PFY1
Exons: 5
Coding region: 1-381 (126 amino acids)
Cellular component (GO): cell cortex
Molecular function (GO): actin monomer binding
Source: RefSeq, a predicted model, not a curated record
AUGUCCUGGCAAUCCUACGUCGACGACCACCUUAUCGCGACCGGCAAGAUCUGCAAAGCCGCCAUUAUCGGCAAGCAGGGCGGUGUGUGGGCCGCUUCGGCUGGGUACGAUCUCUCGCAGGCCGAGCAGAACUUUAUCACCCAGACGGCGUUCACCGACCCCGACACUGUCCGUGGUGGCGGUAUCACCCUCAACGGGUUCAAGUUCAUGACGAUCCAGGCCAACCCCGACGAGGUGAUUGGCCGGAAAGGCGAGCGUGGCGUCUUCCUCAUCCCCACCACGCAGGCCAUUCUCGUCGGCGAGUACGAGGGCACGCCCGCGGGCGACGGCAACGUCAUUGUGACCAAGCUCGCCGACUACCUCAAGGGCGUGGGUUACUAG